AUGUCAGCAGAUGUUGCUAACUAUCAUGGUGGAGAUGGUGGCGGGGAUGACCCAUUAGAUCCUACUAGGGUACCGACUGCGUGCGAGGCUUCAGGUGGUGACUCGAGAAAAGGUCGUGGGAGGAAUGUAUUAGUAAAGUUAGAAGAGAGAAGAAAAAACUCUACUGGCCCGUUGCCAUUAGAAGUUGACAGUGUCUCGAACAAAAUAGUAGGCUUGGAGAGUAAAGCUUUUCCUCGAUUGGUAGGGCGAGAGGUUGCACUGCAUGUGCCUGGACAUCAUCCAAGUUGGGCAAAUGUCCCAGAGCAGUACGAACACCUCAUCUUAACCAAGCUUCGGCAUUAUUACCAGUUGGACAGUCAUCCAAAGUUAGUAGCUAUUUCGAUAGCUGAGAUGGCCGAGAAGUACAAAACACGAAAGAAUAUUAGAUUGCAACACUUCAGAGAAUAUUACAAAAACCCAGAAGACUUUGAAAAUGCAGUGAAGAACCCUCCCAAUGAACUUAAUGAAGACCAAUGGCGACUAAUAUGUGAAUUGUUCACAACUCCUGAUUUCAUUCAACGGUCGAAGCAAAACUCUAUCAAUCGACAGAAGAUGAAAUUCUCUUCAACAACAAAAUGGCUCGUAACUAUGGCUGAGAUUCUUCGUCAAAAACAAGGAAAGGGUUACAUUGAGACUUGGAAAGAAUGUCAUACUAAGAAAGACACCAACACCUUCAUCAAUGAGGCUGCCAAAAAUAAAUAUGAAGAGAUGUUGACAACUCGAAAUAGUGCCCCUGAAUCUUCACAAGUUUCAGAACUUGAGAUUCUUCGGAAAACACUUGGAGAGAGGCGUGGCCAUCAACGAGGAGUGGGUCGCAAGUUGAAAGGCCAAUCAUCAGGACGACGCUCACAACCUGCAACUGCUGAUCAACCGGACUUACGGGAAACAGUUGUUGAGUUACAGAAACAAAUACAGACGUUGACUCAACAAAUGUCACGUGAACGUCGGGAACCAAUGGAUGUUGAGAUGAAUGAUGCAGCUCCAACCCAACCCAUACGUCCUCAACCGUCUCGCUCUCAAAUGGGUUUUAACCCAAUGGGUUUUCAGCAGCCGCAUCAGACUCCUACUUCGUUUCAGCAACUGCUACAACAGCCUCUGCUACAACAACCUCUUGUUCCUUCGCCUGGAAUGUUAAGUCCUGAGCAAUUUCACAGUCAAAUGUACCAGUCAUACUUGCAGUUUGUGUUUCAGUCGCCAAACAAUUCGCAAAUAUUGUUGAAUAUGAUGACUCAGUCGCCUCAGACGUCUCAUGUGUCAGAGCCUCGGAUGUCACAGAUGCCGCAAAAUGUUCAGAUGUCGACACAAGGGCAGCAAUACCAGAACACAUCGCAGACGAUGCCGACACAACCAUGGGAGCAGACAUCUCAAAUGAUGCCGACACAUCUAGGACAACAGACUUCUCAGAUGAUGCCGACACAACAAGGGCAGCAGACAUCUCAAAUGAUGCCGACACUACAUGGGCAGCAGACAUCUCACAUGAUGACCAGCUCGCAAAUGCCGCCAUACUACCCACAGAUGCCGGAUGUUCCUGGGUCGGAUGUUCCUCGAGAUGCUAGUGAUGAGGACGAUGCUACUACAAACUUCUUUUAGAAUAUCUAUUUUAAUUUUACGAACUAUCGGUCUAAUAUGUUUGUUAAUAUUUUAUGAACACUAAUUUAUAUUUAGGUCGGCAGUACUAUAAUGUUUAUGACUUACUCUUAUUGUAAUAUUAGUGACUUUAAAUAUUUUCUUUUUGUU
Messenger RNA from Cannabis sativa, 1776 nucleotides. RefSeq lists its product as uncharacterized. Lineage: Eukaryota; Viridiplantae; Streptophyta; Magnoliopsida; Rosales; Cannabaceae. The transcript is spliced from 5 exons. The record is from RefSeq and is a predicted model, not a curated record. Bases 1 to 1629 code for a protein of 542 amino acids.